UUCACAGUUCACAACUGAACAACUGUCGAUGUUUGCGUCAAAUGCCGUACCGGCUUGCCGAAAUUGUAGGAUUUAUGUAACUGUAAUGCGUGUUAGGAAAAUAUUCUGCUAGUAGAUUUUGAGUGCGGUGUUCUCAUUUUUCUGAUGUAUUCAAUUUAAACCAAAGUAAUUAACAUUGAUUGUUUAGUUCAGAGGAAUUUUAUAGUGUUUACUAGAUUACCUACCGCUUUAUUACCUAAGUCUAAUAGAAACGUGCAGUUUAAUUCAUAUUUGUUUCGAGUAAACAUAUCGUGGUUUAGGAAUAGCAAUGUUCGAAUGGGCCUAUAGUGGCGUAGACUCAUCCGUUCCAGGAAAUGGGGGGGUCGAAUGCGCCUCAUUUCUGUCUGCUCGCAGGCGUAUAGUGGAGACUGUAGUAGUUGUUAUUUUUGCGCUAGUCCUGAUAUCGUGGGGCUUCAAGAGCCUAUCCAUUCCUAAGGAUGAUUUUUAUCAGCCUAAACGACGGGGGAACUUAGUGCUGGUUCUCGUGUGCAUCAUUUGGGGCAUAGAGAUUGGUUUCAAGUUGGCCUCCCAAACUGUGAUCUAUUUGUUGAAUCCUUGCCAUGUCACCACUGCAGUGCAGUACAACCCCGGAACCAAGCGCCAAAGUUCGGAGUGGGACACCUCAAACUCCCUACGACCCAAGAAAGCGAGAAUUGUGAAGUCCAAGAUCUACCUGCUGGCGGCGGCGCCCAGCCGGGCCGUGACGGUCCUGUUCCGGCUGCACAUGAACUUCCUGAACGGCGCCGUCCUGGCGUGCGUGUUCCCCGUCACCGAGUCCCGGCUGCUUCCAUGUGAAACCUCUAUAUAUUGGAUCCAGCAUGGAAUGAUGAUGGUAGUGCCUUACUACUUAAUACGCUUAGGAGGUCCUUAUAAUGUGGAGAGUAUACUUGACAUGAGUUGGUGUUCUCUGGCGUAUGGAAUCAACCUUCUCUAUCAUUUUGUGAUACUCCAGGCUGUUGCGAUACCGACCGAGGUGAACCUCAACAACAUGCUGUGCCCCGCGACCUCGGACCCGUUUCGCGGCCAGUCCUACCGGGCGGUGGCCGUGCUCCACCAGGCGCUGCUCUGCCCCGUCACCUACAAGCUGUGCUGCUGCGCGGCGUCGCUGCUGGCCCCGCGCCGGGACGACGAUGCUGCCACCGCCAACGGCCGCCUGCGCGGCGAGUGAGGCCCUGGUCCCAAGCGUCUGCUCUCCGGGACACGUCACCUUAACCUCGAUGCCUGGCAGAUGUGCGAUGCUCGGUUCGGGAACAGCUGCCUGGAAUCAGGGCCACCGUUUGCUAAGUAACAUACACACGCAAAUGAAGGUGUUUUGAAGAAAACGUCGUGAACUGAUAAUCAAGCCAAAAAUAACUGCAGACGUGAAUUCCGUUUGCGUUACUCCGUGCGACCGAUAGUUGUCGAACAUUUUUUGGCCGUGGCUGUAGCCGUGCAUGUUUACGUUUUUAAAAUACGUGAAAAUGUUUUUUUUUUUAAGUAUAAGAAAAACUGGGUUUCUGUAUUACUUUGUAGUGUAUAUUUAUUAUAAUGUAAUUUCUAAUUUGUUCUUGGAUCUUUUAUUUUUUUUUCAGUUAAAUUGUUAGUAACCGUGAGGUUCAAUCUCAUUGGUUGCCGGUUUUUACGUUUCCGUGUCUUUGUAGAACAGUUUCAGAAAAAGGGGGUUGUCUGUAAAGUCUGUUUACGGACGAUAAUUUCACGUGAUAACGUCAUAAGAAAACAUUGAUGAAAAUUUUUGUACUUUUUUAAUUUUCAAAUAUUAUUUAUACAGUUUUUUGCAAAUUUAAUUUAAAUAAUUUGUUUAAAUAUAUUCAGGAACAAUUAGUUAAAAAGCCUGCCUAAAGCCUGUUUGAUGUUAUAGAAGAUUUUCUUGCACGGCGGUUGGCUGGUUCUUGCACGCUCGGCUCAGGCGAAAUGUGACAAUUUUUCGUGCGUGCAGCUGGCGUUCAACAAUUUAUAAGUCGUUAUCACGUCAAAAAUUACGCAGAAUAUGUCAUGGGCAGAAUUUAGAUGUGCAUUAAAAAUAAAUAACAAAGUAAUAAUAGAACAAAAGAUAUUCUUGUACUUGAAACAAUUUUUAAAGUAUUCAGAACAUAAGCAAACAUGGCUACCAAGUUUCUAUUGGUCGCACAGAGCAACGUAAACAUAAGAGCUCAGCAUUGCCGAGUCUGUCUCCGUCUGCCUGUCGUUGUAGAACACACUGUUCCAUGAGAUCCAUCUCCGUUUGCGUGUGAUUGUAGAACGGGCCUUUGAACUGUCAAGAGAGAGAAAUAUUCACGAAAAACUAACCUGUUUAGUUCACUUGGUGUAAUUCUGUCACGUGACAAAUUUAUUGCUAACCAGAAGGAGUAUUCUUUAUUACAGAUUUUGAAUUUUCUCAAUUCAGAAACAAGUCUUAAUUUGCAAGCUGUAAUCUUUUAACCAGACAAACAAUUAGUUUUUAAGACUGUCUUCACUAAUUAAAAAUGGUUUGUUGAAUGCAUAACCAUAAAUAACAAUAUUUUAUUUUCAUCACAAAUGAAAUUUUUAUUUUUUUAUUUUAUUUUUAAUUUUGUCACCAUAUGGUUUGUAUAAUAGUUCCCAUGAUCUCAUUAAACAAUGGAACUACUUUUUUUGAAUGGUUUUUCCAUUGUAGAAGAUUGAAUCAACAUACUAUUAUGUUGAACAUAAAUAAUGGUGUUAUGUUAAGGAAACGACUUCUGGUAAAGGUAUUCAUAUAAGUAUUUGUUUAUGAUUUCUCUUGCUCUUUUGUGCUCAUCAUUUGCUAUAUUUUACUUAUAUUUGAUCAUGUAAAGAUGCCAGAUAUUGAACACAGGUAAACUAUCUGGGUAACUUUAAUGAACAGGUAGAGUGAGCUUUAACUCUGAUUGAGAUAACCUUGUAAGGUUUUUAAAAGUGCCUAUGAAGGAAUGUAAAUAGUGACAUGUUUGUUUAUGAGUAUGGUACUUACUCCAACACACAUGCUUGUGUUAAAAUGAUAAAAUACAGUUUUUUUUUAUCAUAGUUUGGACUUAUUUAAAUGCACUAGUCACGGAAAAUGAAACAUGUACUACAGUGAAAAUCACUUGACAAAGUGAUAUUUGAUUUUUAUAAACUUAACAACAAAAGCUUUCAAUGUAGGGGUUCAAAUUUUUUACUGCACAAGUAAUAGAUUCGUGGUACCAACAUUGAAAAGCUUGUCUACCGAUAGGACUCAAAAUCUUAUGUAGUGGUCUGUACAGUAACACAUUCUUAAGGGUGCAAGUUUCAAUGGAGUAAGUGUUUAUGGUAUCUAGUGUCAAGUUCAUUUAAAUAUGUUAUGAAUGAAAUUAACAACUUCAGGUUUAAUAUUUUUUUGCAAACAUGCAAGCUAGUUGGAGAAGCACAUGUGAACAGAUGAACAGAUACGCGUGUCAUCGUUUACGUUGGCUGAGUUUCGACGGCUUGGCGGGCAAAUGGUACGUCCAAGAGUGGGUCUGUCUACAUCAUCGUUAUUCUAUGCUCACGACACAGCUGUGAUUACCUGUAGUUAACAAAGCCGCUGCAGUAUCGGCAACCAGUCUGUAGAGCGUAGUGAUAUCAAGGAUUGGAUGAAGCUGCCAGUUUGGGAGCAGGGUGUCCGCAAGGAAAAAAUAUUUCGUACCAACUUAGGCGAGAAAAAAGUACUAGAUUUGAAAAAAAAAGUACUAAAUUAUAAUUUGUUAUGGUUUUUAACAAUUUAGGAAGUUAUUAUGACAUUGCAAUGCUCGAACUUAAAUAUUGCACCACACACACAUACAUUCCAUAGUUUUUAAAAAUAAUUACGCUUAAUAAUAAAACAUAUUGGAGUUACUAUAUUAUUAUUAUAUUAAAGGAAAAAGUAAUAUAUCUGAGCGUAAAUGUACUAGACCACUAAAAAAGUUAUAAAAGUACUAGAUCUAGUACGAAAGUACUAAUUGUGGACACCCUGUUUGGGAGUAGUGUCGAUGGCAACCAUAAUUUCUGGGGAAAGGAAAAGUGCUGUUUCAAUUAUUUAUAUUAUGUAUUAGGCCGAGUCAGCAACAUAACUUUAUUGUAGGAAGGCUCUGGAUAAAUAUGCUUCAAGAAAAUACAUUAACAUUUGCUGGCAUUGAAACCACAAACCAUGUAAUGUCACUUUGUUUUUGAACAAACAAGCUCAACGCAACUGUUAAAACUUCAAUUUGUAAUGAUUUAUUUUUUUGGUGAUUAGAUAAAUUUUUUUUUGUAAAUGUAAUAUGAACUUUAUAAAACUUAAAUAUGAGAUAUGUAUGGCUCAAGAAUUUUUCUUACUUGGUACGCAGGUUCUUAUGUUUGUGCUUACGUGAACACAUCUUGACAGGCUGUACAUAAAAGAAUAUGAAUUUUGCAAUUCAAUGGUUAGAAAUAACAAUUUUUUUUUUUAUUCAGACCAAUUCAAAGUUUGAAACAAGCAGUGUUGGUUUGGAUGAAAGUUUCAAAGCAACCUUUGUGUUGGAUGGCGGUGCAGAGAAGGACUGUGCUAUUUAAAUUUUGAGCUUGAACUAUUACAAGUCUGGACUCCUUACCAAAUAAAUGUGAGGCGCUAUAUCAUUGUAUAUUUCAGGACAGUUUUCCCAGACUGCUUCUAACGGCACUCACUUGUCCUUGGUGGCUCGCUAUUCAAACACCGAUUGGCCGCCCCACACGUAACUAAAGCAAGUAAGGCUGUGAUGUAUGGGACUCAAGUGGAUGUAGCCACAUUAAUGGUGCUAACCAGUAUUUCUUAAAUAAAUUUCUCAAUAAUUUUUAACAAAAAAAAAGUGGGCUAGUUACCACAUAAUUUUGACAAGCGUACUGGCAGUAAAAUAUGUGACUUACAUUUCUUAAGUUGCGAAUGAAAUCCAGAGUUGAGAAGAAAGCAGGUACAUUUCCUUACAUGCCUUCGUGUAAGGCCGGCCGCACACCGGAUACGGCGCGGCACGGCACGGCGCGGCGUUUUGCCGUAAGGCGCCGCAUGCGAUGUGGUUUGUAUUGCUAUCAAUGGAGGUGCCGCACACUGCAUCGUGCACGGCAUGGCGCGGCGAGGCGGCGCCGCAAGGCGCCUUGUACUGCCUUGUCAAGUUUCGUCUUUCGGGCAAGAGGCUUGAUGCAAAGCGUUCUGCGCAUGCGCGAGAAUCGUAGUUGAGAGGCAGUGGUAGUGGCGUGUAGCAGUUGUUUGUCUGUCAAACGAAAAUGGCAAGCCAGGAGGAUGAUGUUGAUGCAGUUACUAGUGUUGAUGUUGACAGGUUGUUGUUUUAUGUACAAAACAACCCACCAAUUUACAAUACAUCGUUAAAGGAACACCAUAAUGUGGACGUCAUCUCAAAAAUUUGGAACGACAUUGGCAAAGAGCUGAGUGUACCAGGUAAAUGUUGUUAUACGCCUGUCUUUAGUACUAUCUGUUGUGCGAGUAUUUUAAUAGUAAGAUAGUUCAACAACGAAAUAUGCUAAGAAUUUUCCCUGUAAGUUUUAAGCUAGGCCUAAUAUUAGCACUUGUUAUUGUUGCAUAGGCCAAAAAUGGCUACAAGAAACUUCUGUCUGUCUGUCUGUCUGUCUCUUUGUCCUACGAUAACGGCUAAACGCGUUGACCGAUUUUUAUAUUUUGUUGCAUGUAUGUUCCUUAUACCUAAGCGGAUCGAUGUAGAUAUAAGACUUUUACUUUCUCUCGUCCGUUUUAAGAUAGCGGCCAGUUUUAUGACGUCACUACAAGAAAACAUCACCUUAAAAUCACUGAAACAAUUAAAAAUAACCCACUUCCCGAUAUCGUAGAAACUUGAAAUUUGAAAUGUGGGUUCUCCUCUAUAUUUGGACUGGAAAAAAAAAUCACAAAAUUGAACAUUUUUAUAGUGCGGGCUGUUAUGUGGGGCUGAAAAUACCCUUGCAUCCUUAAGAUUACAUGUUAAUUUUGAUACUACUGUGAGUUUUAGGUUCCUCAAUAAAUAAAGCGGCAAAAUUUUACCAAACUGAGCGCUCACACUUGUAAACCCUAACACUUAUUUACGACAUAAAACAAUAUCUUUUUUAGUGACCCUAGUUUUCAAAAAACCAAUAUGGCGGCAAAAAAAAACAAUAUUUGUUGUUUGUUGACCGAUUUUGAUGAAACUAUGUUUCACGCUGUAUUUUUGGUCGCUAAAACGAAUAUGAUGUAAUUUCUUUUGAAAUUUCAAAAUUCAAUCUGCCAAAAUCCAAAAUAACGGCCGAAAAUCGAUUGUGGCUACCGAAAUUCAAAAUUUAAGUAUGUUUAUUGACCGAUAUUGAUGAAACUUACUGCAUAUUGUAAGACAUUAAGAAUAAAAUAACAGCAACAUUAAUUCAUUCAGAAAUAGUCAUACUUUAUUUAACACAUCUUCUAUACAUAAUACAGUCAAUAACAAAUCAUGUUGUUUAUACAAAAGCCAUUUGGUCUUGCCAUGGUACUGAACCUUCAGUGUUGAAGUAUUCUUUAAAGUUCUCUCUGAUGUUGUAAGCAGCUUUAGCUGCUCUUGCCCUCGAAGUCUCUUGUUUAUUGUCACACUCAACUUCAAUGUUCAUCAUUUCGUCAUACACCUGACUCAUAGUACCCUCUUUUACUCUAAUUACAUUGUGGAGAACGCAACACGCUAACACAAUGAUUUUUGUCUUAUCUGGAUGAGUUAACAUAGCCAAUUCGAAAACACGAAAUUUCUUCGCCAUCAUACCGAAAGCACAUUCAACAAUUCUACGUGCUCUAGAUUGUCUAUAGUUGUAUAUCCUUCGUUCUCGUGUCAAAGAAUUCUUGUUGAAGGGGGUCAUCAUGUGUCUGCUGAGGGCAUAGGCUUCAUCCGCAACAAAGACAUAGGGAAAAUCAGUUGUCUUUGUCUUAAAUAAAGUUUUGGGCUUUGGUAAGUUCAGUUUUUCAUCGUUAAACAAACUACCAAAUGUUGAAGAAUUAAAUACACCUCCAUCACUGUGUUUUCCAGCUUCUCCAACAUCGACUGCUACAAAUUUACCUUCCGCGUCAACAAUAGCUUGUAGAAUAAUAGAGUGGUAUGAUUUGUAAUUAAAGAAUAAUGAGCCACUAUUCCAUGGGGCUUCAAUGCGUACGUGCUUGCCAUCAAUAGCACCGCAACAAUUUGGAAAAUUCCAUAGCUCUUCAAACCUCACUGAUAUUUCCUUCCACUUCUCUGGUGAUGGAUCAGUCAUUAGGAACAUUGGAGACAUUACGGACCAAAUGGCAGUACAUGUUUCUGCUACAAUCUUUCCUGCAGUAGUAGCGCCAACUCGAUGGUUGAAAUGCAUAUACUGGAACCGAUCACCGGUUGCAAGAAAUCUGUAAAAAAGGACAAGAUAAUAGAGUUGCUUACAAUUUUUCCCACAAUUAAAUAUUACAAAUAAUAUUGUUAAGAUGUGGAAUUGAUUUGUUUCAGUAUGGAAAAUAAGUUUACCACUUUUAUUUUAUUUAGUGCUCUUUCGUAACUUCUGGUUUCUUUUUAGGUAACACAUGCAAGAAAAAGUGGACCAAUCUACGUGGCUCAUACGUUAGAUACGUAAAGGAGUUGAAAAAGACACCCAGUGGUUCCAAGCAACAAAAGAAAAAGUGGCACUUAUUUGAUGCUAUGAGCUUCCUCCAACCUUGGAUUGGUACUACGCGGAAAAUGACAGGUAGUUUAGAUGACUUUUUGCAAAAUAACACCGAUGUGACCCAAGACAUAUUAAACGAAUCACAAGUACAGGGAGAGGUUGAAGACGAUCCUCAACCACUUAUUGAAAAGCAAAACAACUUUAACCCCUCAAAAAAACAAAGAAGAACUACAGCAGAUAUAGUGGCUGCACCAAUGGUGGAAUACCUAAAAACUGUCACAGAAAAACGUAAAGCUGGAGAGGAAAAUUCUGAUAGUGCAAUGUUAACAUUUUUUAAAAGUUUAGUGUCCGAAGCCGAAACGCUUUCUCCAAAAAGACAACGCCUCUUCAAAUCAUCGGUCAUGGCAAAAUUGCAUAGCCUGUUGGAGGAUCAAGAUAGUGAGCAGAGUCGCUACACUCCGUCCCCUGCUUCAGUGGCUUCGUCCUCAAGCUCAACGUUGAACCAUCAGUUCUUUCCUCUGAUUAACCAGUUGCAUGGCGUAAACUAUAAUGAUGGUACAACUCACGGUGAACAAUAUCAUCAAUUUCCAUGAUUGACCACAAAUAUUUUGUAUUGUUUUCUCAAUAAAAAUAGCAUUUGUAACGUUUGAAACCUGGCAUUUUACUACCCGAGGUUGUCACAGGUUAUUUUAUACAUUUUAAGUAAUUAUUUGUUUUUUAGGGGAUACUACAUGAACGAAUUAUAGUUAACAAAUUGAAUAAUGUGCAGUUAAUAAAAAUAAUCUUACCUUAAUGUGAUCAGUAGUCGUUCUUCUGGAGUUAUGCUCAGCCUAUAGUUGGUGUUUUGUUUUUGGAUGGAUGGAGAAAUUAAUCCAAGAAUGAAAUCAAACGUUGCCGGUUUCAUACGACAAUAAUUAUAAAACUUUUCCGGAUCUGCUCUUAGCUCAGCAAUAAACAGUUUUAUGUUACGUCUUUCAUUGAUAGGAUGCACCCAGAUUUGUCUCUUGGGGGAAUCAUCUAUUGACUUUAGGAAGUACCACAACGCUAUUACAGUCGCCUCUUCUUCUUCUGCGUUCAUUUUCACGUGUCACAGACUGAAAACUGAUUUCACGAAAUAUGUAUCAAUCUAUCAAACACACAGGUUCACUUGUCUGAAUUCUUCAAUCCACUGAGCGUCUGCUCAAAUUGCUUUCCCGCGCCGUGCCGCGCCGCGUGCUGCUCUUAACCAUCGGGCGCGGCGCGGCAAGGCAAAACGUCUCGCCGCGCCGUGCCGUGCCGCGCCGUAUCCGGUGUGCGGCCGGCCUAAGUCUUCACCAAAUUAAUUAUAUUGUUAUCUUACCUUUGUACAUUAAGGUAUAAAGUUUCUACUAAACAAAUAAAAAAAAGUACAUACGAACAUUUAUGCAAUAAUUUUACUGGGUGAUUUAAAGUUUAAAAGCUCAAACUGGCAACUUCAUUCAUUGUUCUCAAAUGUUUUAGGCUGUUUCGAACCCAUGUAUGUGUUGGGAUAGUUUAAAGAUUUUUAGCAUGUAUUAGUAUACUAAAGAAUUUUCAGUUACUUGUACCAUAUUGGUAUUUGAAACAAUAAUUCAACCCUCCAGUUAUUCAGGGCAGUAACUUUUUUUUCUAGUUAGGAAUUUUAGGUUACCAGUACAAGACUUAUUCUUUGCUUCAGUAACAGAGUUACCAUAUUAAAAGACUAAGGCAUAGAAAAGACAUAAGUUUUAUUUUAUGAUAUUAAGAGUUUAUGCAGUACUGCCAUUGAGUUAAAUGUUUUUGUGCUGUGGUAAUGUUGUACAAAAAACUGGAGAAUGUUUCUGCUUGUAAACAAUUUACUUACUCCAGUUACCCUGUAUUAGGCAUAGGUUAGUGAUACAUAGAAGUAAUUUUCUCCUUGCAGCAUUUGCCAUAAUGAUAAAGAUGUGGAAUAAUCUCUUUAUAUUUCCAUUGAUAUUAAACAGUAUCUUGGUGUAAACAGCUUAUAGAUUUAUAACUAGCUGCUGAUAUGUUAUCUAUAAUUGUAACAGAAAGUUCCAGUUAUAUUUCUACACUACAAUAUUUACAUUUUCUGUGAAUUGGUAUGUUCCAUCUGGGCCAAACUGUGAAAUGAAGAAAUAACCUUGUUUUUCUACCACAACUCCGUGCACUUUACUUGUGCAAAUGUUAAGGUGACAAAGAUAGCUAUGGAACAUGUUUUACUGAUUGUCUGCUUGGUUGUACACUAAUGAAUUAAAUAAUGAAUAAUUUUUAUGUAGUACUAGCAAGAAUAUUUCUAACAUUAAUUUAAAAAAAACCUUAUUUCUUACAAAUCAAUUAAAUAUAUUACUUUCUAUGUUACAAACAGUGACUCUCUUCUUUGUCUUUAUUUGUCACUUGUUAGAUCUAAGUUAGAAUAUUGUUCAGUUAUUUGGAAUUCAAUUAAUGCUUCCGAUAGCAUUAAAUUAGAAUCCAUUCAGAAUAAAUUUUAUAAAAUAAUUAAACUUAAAAACUUCUCUCAGCUUACAAUAGAUUCUCUUUCUGAACGCCGUAUCUAUCUGGAUUAUGUAUUUAUUAAAAACUGUUACUGUUCAAAAUUGAAUUGUAAGUUCAUUCUUGAUAAUACUGGCAUUAGAAUUCCCCAAUUUAACAGCUGUUUAACAUCUACCCUAUGUAGGUACAUACCAUAAAAAGAAUGAUAUAAUUUUUCGACUCAUUUCUAAUUUCAAUAAAAUUGAUAAUCUUUAUCUGUAAAAGUGAUGUAAUGUAUUUUUUUAAAUUUUUUUUUACAUAAGCCUGCAAUUAGUAAUUUUAUUAUAAUGUUUUGUAUUUCUUUUUAUGCAUUUUAUAUUUUGAUGUUUAUUUUUAAUAGUUAUAUUUUAAACUUUGUUUGUUUGUAUUUUGUUUGUAUUGUUUAUAUGUUGUCCUUGUAUAUAUGUAUCGUGCCCGCCGCUAAAGCCCUCGGCUGUUGGUAGGCAUGUUACAACAUUAAUAAAUAAAUAAAUAAAAUAAAACCAACUGAAAUAGAGCACAGCUAAAAUGGAACUGUGUAAUGACAGUGGCACUUCGUAAUUCUGCGACACUAGCAGAUGGCCUAUUUUCAACAUGUUGCCCGGUUCUUGAUGGAUUCUGUUGGUUGAGGGAGUUACUCUCCAUAGUAUGGAUUCAUUUACCAUUGUCUGGGCUUAUGUCUUAAGGUAGUUGCAAUUGUAAAACUCCUUUCCUUACUAAUUCUUUACACACUUAAAUUAAUAAUCUGCAGUUAUCUUUGUUACGUGUUUAAAAACUAUUGUAAUAUGUUUUGGAGGACCUUCUUUUCUGUUCAUUCUCAUUUGCUCAUUUCUUUUAAAAAAAUUAAGAGUGUUACCGUUAUGGGUUAUUAGAAAAAGUUGGUAAGUACAGUUUCUGAAAUCUGGUCUUUUGUAAUAACCGAGGCAAAGAAUAUAAUCUCUGUGUCCGAAAUAAGUUAGGAAGUGUAAAGAAAAUUUUGUAUGGAUGUUACAUUAUUCAUUUUUAAUUUUUGUCAAGUACAAUUAUGUCUCAUUUCUCUCUGUUGUUACAACCUUCUUGCAGUAAUGAAAUACACAUCACAUUUAUAGUUCCUAAU
Molecule: messenger RNA, 11134 nt
Organism: Bacillus rossius redtenbacheri
Lineage: Eukaryota; Metazoa; Arthropoda; Insecta; Phasmatodea; Bacillidae
Product: transmembrane protein 164
Exons: 6
Coding region: 308-1207 (299 amino acids)
Source: RefSeq, a predicted model, not a curated record